Molecule: messenger RNA, 1286 nt
Organism: Fimicolochytrium jonesii
Lineage: Eukaryota; Fungi; Chytridiomycota; Chytridiomycetes; Spizellomycetales; Powellomycetaceae
Product: glutathione S-transferase
Exons: 3
Coding region: 322-990 (222 amino acids)
Source: RefSeq, a predicted model, not a curated record
CGAUUCGCAUGGUGUGCCCUGCCAGAAGAGGAUUUCUAAGCUUUUCCGGCAAAUCCAAGCCAAAAUGACCCGUACGUAAGGAGCACGUAUGGGCGAGGCUUGCGACGCGGCGGAGGUUCGGAGAGUGGCUGUCCACCGCCAUGACAAAUCCCACACGACCACAAGCCUCAAGAACGGGGAGUCGUGGACCCACAUCGGUGUAUAAGAGCGGUACUCAUCGCAGGACCCCACUUCCCUCGCACGCUACUCGUAAGAGAAGAGAACCACUGCUCCGUUUCACUCAUCCGUACUCAUACGUACUCAUACUGCAUACCGCACAUCAUGUCUGCUUCGCCCAAGAUCACGCUCUACACCUUUGGCACCCCCAACGGGCAAAAGGCCAGCAUCGCGCUUGAGGAGCUGGGAAUUGACUACAAGACGGUCGAAGUCGACAUCAGGAAGAACACACAAAAGGAAGAAUGGUUCCUGAAGAUCAACCCCAACGGCCGCAUCCCCGCCAUCGUCGACCACACGCGCGGCGAUUUCCCCGUCUUUGAAACGGGCGCGAUCCUGCUCUACCUCGCCGAACACCACGACCCGAACCACAUCCUCGCACCUACAGACGCCAACAAGCGCAGCGAGGCAAUUCAGUGGCUCAUGUGGCAGAUGGGUGGAUUGGGUCCAAUGCAAGGCCAAGCGAACCACUUCUUCCGCUACGCGCCUGAAAAGAUCGAGUACGGAAUCAAGCGAUACCAGGACGAGACGAAGCGUCUCUACAGUGUCAUGGAGCGCCAGCUGAGCGAUGGGAGGGAGUACCUGAUUGGGGAGUACUCCUUGGCGGAUAUCGCUUGCUUUGGUUGGGUUGCGGCUCAUAACUGGGCCGGUGUUGGGCUUGAGGAGUUUCCUUUGCUGGACAAGUGGCUUCACCGCGCUGCUAAGCGUCCUGCCGUGGUUAAGGGCAUGAAUGUGCCUCAGCAUAACAGUCUUAUUGAGAACGACUUCAAGGUGUAAGUUUCUGGAGGGAGUUUGCAGAGAGCUCGCGCUAUCAAGGACAUGGGCCGUGCCGUGAGAUAGGAUGUAGUUUAGCUCAUCUGACUAUGCAGGCGAGAAACGCGGGGAUCCGGUAGUUCCCAAAGUCGUGCGCGAAUGUAAAUAGGCUCAGUGUGAUAUAUUAGCAAUAUCAAGUCGUCGAUGUGAACAUGGCUUAUCAAAGCGGAUAGUUCGACUGCACUGUUGGCUGGCAGGUCAAUUUUGGACCCUCCUCUUGGUCAGAAAUCCACGCACUGUGAAAUCAUAUCGAAAGUGUA